AUGGUCAUCGUGAGGCAGAACGAGUACGUCCCAGCUGACCUAGUCCUGCUGACGACUUCCCAUGAGGAAGGCCAUGUCUAUAUUGAGACUGCGAACUUGGAUGGCGAGACCAACCUGAAGACAAAACAGGCACCUGCCCGCACUUUCAAGAUGGUCGGCCAGCAUGAGACUAUGGAGGAGGCAGCCAGGGCUGCAUCUCAAAUUGACAUGAAGUGCGAGUGCGAGCUGCCAAACGAAUUCCUCUACACGUUCGCCGGGAACAUCAAGGCCAACAGCGCCGGUGGCGAGCAGAACGUCUCCCUGGACGAGCAGCACGUCGUCCUCCGGGGAUGCAAGAUCAAGAACAUCUCCUGGUGCUUGGGCGUGGUGGUCUAUAGCGGCAGCGAGACCAAGAUCAUGAUGAACAGCAAGAAUCAGAAGGGCCGCAAGCUCUCACACCUGGAGCGGGAUGUGGGAAGGUUGACGCUUCUUGUUUUUGCAAUUCAGAACGUGCUUUGCCUCAUCGCCGCCAUUGCCAGCGCGAUGUUUGAGACCAGCGAGGACAAUCUCAAAAAGAUGUACCUGAACCUCACUGACGAGAAUGGCAACGCCCAGUCGGCCUUCUUAGUCCUGCUGAUCCGAUUCUUCAACUUCAUCAUCUUGUUCUCCAACUUUAUACCGAUCUCCCUUCUGGUGUCCAUGAGCUUAGCAAAGUUGGCGCAAGUCUUCUUCUUCUACGCCGACGAAGACAUGCUCCACCAGGGCAUCCGCUGCAUGCCUCGCACGUCGGACCUCAACGAGGAGUUGGGCCAGGUGGAGUACGUCUUCUCUGACAAGACGGGCACCCUGACGUGCAACGUUAUGGACUUCCGGAAGUUUUGCGUCAAGGGCAUCACCUACGGCCAGGGCAUGACGGAGAUCAAGCGCCAGGCUGCUCUUCCUCUGUUAGUGAUGAUGAAGAUGGGCAAAACCGUGGAGGAGACUCCCCACGUUGACCUGGUCGAUCCUCGCGUGGACGACCUCUUGAGGAUGAGCGAGAAAGCCUCGCCGCUGAAGAAGGGCGCCUCGUCGAGAGCAGCGACCCCGCCUCCGAAGGAGCAAGCUGAGGGCCUCGGAAGCGGAGACACGCUCCUGGUCCGCGUGGAUAUCUACUCAUCGGACAGCUGGUCCAAAGAACAACUCUUGCACGGGACUAUGGACCGGUAUGGAUCUGAGCCGACGCAGUAUAUUCCUACAGUGAAGUCCAUCCUCUGGUUCCUUAGCUACCAUGGUCUACAAGUCCUGUCAGCACGCUUUAUGCCAGGCGUCCUUGUGCAGACGAACGGCCUGGAUUAUCCGUGCAACGGUUACCUCACCUUCUAUGCCUCCCUUCUGGGGGCCGGGCUUCUCCAUGCCUGUGGACUCUUCGACCUGACCACGCUGGUGAAGGAGUACCCGUCGUUCAUGUCCACGGCCAUCAUUCUUGGCGAUAUCUACUCCGUGGUCAUUCACGUGUGCUACGCCAAGGGCAAGGAGCUGGAGAGCAUCUAUGCCUUCUUCAUGGGAACCGCCCUCCAUCCUCGCGUCGGCAAGUUGGUAGAUGUCAAGAUGGUGGCCGAGACGCGGCUGUCGUGGACCCUGCUGCUGCUGAUUACCUUGGGCUGUUAUGUGGAGACGUCCCGGCUGACGGGCAGCUGGCUGAACCCGACGGCCUUCAUGGUGCUGGCACACUUUCUCUAUGGUCAGGCAUGCGCCAAAGGUGAGCAUUUUAUCCCAUAUACCUGGGACAUCACCACAGAGAAGUUUGGUUGGAUGCUUUGCUGGUGGAACCUUGCGGGCGUUCCGCUGCUCUACUGCUACCAGUCGCUGUUCCUGUGCAAGAACAGUUGGGCCGGAUUGGUCCUGCCACCCCUCCCGGGUCUCUACUACGCAGUGAUCUCCGUCCUGCUCGUGUUGAUGUACGCGCUGUGGGACGAGGCAAACUACCAGAAGUGCUACUUCAAGGCAGAGAUGAGGCCGAUUGUUCAGGGUUUAGGGUUUAGGGUUUAG
Messenger RNA from Symbiodinium natans, 2007 nucleotides. The record is from the annotation of a GenBank genome assembly. Lineage: Eukaryota; Dinophyceae; Suessiales; Symbiodiniaceae.